AUGGACAUCAUUGAUUGGCAAAAUGACAAUGAAGUCCAUAUGGCUAAAACAUUCUUUGACACAUACGUUUCUGCUUGGAACCCUCUUACCAAAGCUGACCAAAAUAAUACAGUUUCCUACACUGCAAUAGAUGACCCAUGCUUGGCUGAUACUACAAAGAUAUUCUCAAUGUCCCCGGCAACUGAUUAUGAAGCAUUGGUAAAUACUUUGGAGAGACACACAAAAUGCACACAAAAUACAUGUCUCAGGAAAAAAGGUCAUUUAUUGCAAUGUCGUUACAGAGCUCCAUGGCCUGAACAACAAACAUCUACAUUAACAAUUGAUAUUGACAAUAAACCAUGUUAUGCACCUGCAAGGAAUGAUGACCGCUUGAAUAUUCAUAGCCCUUGCAUGCUUUCAAUAUGGCAGGCUAACAUUGAUUGCCAGCUUGUUACUUCAAGAAAAGCCAUCUUACAAUACAUUUCAAAGUAUGCUUCAAAAUCUGAAAAAAAAUCAGAACCUUAUACUGAAAUGCUAAAAACUAUUGUAAACGCAACUACUUCUGAAGAUACUGUCUUCUUGACAUACCAAAAAUUUAUGAUGGGGAUAAUAGCAGACCAUGAUAUCAACACACAAGAGACUUGUCAUAUGUUGCAGAAAUUGCCGCUCAUUACCUGUAGCCGACAGUUUAUAUCUCUUAAUGAGGUGAUGUUGCUAGGUAACUUAUGGCUUGAAGUUGGCCUUGUGAAUGGUUCCAUUGGCCUUGUUAAAAACAUUAUCUAUGAACCGAAUACCAAACCACCAGACUUGCCAAAGUUUGUUAUUGUCCGCUUUCAGAAUUAUAAAGGCCCUCCAUGGGAUCCAUUACAUCCAAAUGACAUACCCAUUACUCCCAUUGCCCGAGGCAGGCAUACACAAAUUCCAUUGACAACCGCUUGGGCAAUAACUAUUCACAAAUCUCAAGGCCUUAUAUUAGAUAAAGCUACAAUACACAUAGGCAACACUGAAAAGCAAGGCCUGACAUUUACAGCUAUCUCGAGGGUCAAAUCAAUUAAUGGAAUAUGCAUUCAUCCACCUUUCUCAUUUGAAAGGUAUGCAAAAAUGCAGAAAAGUGCUUUUACCACCAUAAAAAAGAAGGAAGAAACUCGCUUACAACAACUCUCAGCCCUCACAAGUACAUUGCUAGAUUGCAAUCUACAACUAUGA
This is a messenger RNA of Cryptomeria japonica (Japanese cedar), 1185 nucleotides long. RefSeq lists its product as uncharacterized. The record is from RefSeq and is a predicted model, not a curated record. The transcript has 2 exons. NCBI's taxonomy places the organism in Eukaryota, Viridiplantae, Streptophyta, Pinopsida, Cupressales, Cupressaceae. The coding region runs from base 1 to 1185 and encodes 394 amino acids.